Molecule: messenger RNA, 824 nt
Organism: Cucurbita moschata (crookneck pumpkin)
Lineage: Eukaryota; Viridiplantae; Streptophyta; Magnoliopsida; Cucurbitales; Cucurbitaceae
Product: ferredoxin-thioredoxin reductase catalytic chain, chloroplastic-like
Exons: 6
Coding region: 124-558 (144 amino acids)
Molecular function (GO): oxidoreductase activity, acting on iron-sulfur proteins as donors
Source: RefSeq, a predicted model, not a curated record
UAACUCCCACAAUAUUUAACAACAAAAAGAAAUAACUAUGAACAAAUCCACAGAUUAUCCUUCUUCUUCCUCCUCCCAAUUUACAGAUUUCUUCUCUUCCUCGUUUUCCGUUGCUUUGUCCUAAUGAUUCUACAAGCUUCGUCGUUCAAUAUCGCCGUUCCACUCUCCGGUUCUUCCACCGGACGUUCCCGUCACAGCCAUGUCGUUCGAGCUCAAGGGGAACCGUCCGACAAGUCGGUCGAAAUAAUGAGGAAAUUCUCGGAGCAGUAUGCUCGCAAGUCAGGAACGUAUUUCUGUGUGGACAAGGGGGUUACUGCUGUUGUAAUCAAGGGACUGGCAGAUCACAAAGAUACAUUGGGUGCACCACUCUGUCCCUGUCGGCAUUAUGACGACAAAGCUGCUGAGGUUGCACAAGGUUUUUGGAAUUGUCCAUGUGUUCCAAUGAGAGAAAGGAAAGAGUGUCACUGCAUGCUUUUCCUAACUCCUGAGAACGACUUUGCAGGCAACGACCAGGUGAUCACCAUGGAAGAUAUCAAGGCAACAACAGCAAACAUGUAACCUUCAAUUUCCACUUGUUAAUUUCAUUCACAGUACUUCAAACUGUGCUAUGAUGAUUGAAAGGGGUGGAAAUAUACAAGUAUAAUUAUGUAUGUAACACUACAUGCUGAUGAGAUCAUGAAUUGUUGUGCCAUAUCUGCCACUGACAAAUGAUCACAUUUCUUUUCCAUGGUAUUUGUAACAUGUAAGUUUUGACCCAACAAUAUUUGGUUUGGCUUAGUUUGGCUAGAACCAUACAUGGAUGGGUGUUUUGGGAGAGGAUCCAA